AUGGCUUCCAACCCCCCCGGACCUUGCUGCGCCACUGGCUUCAAGCAUGAAGGCAACCCAGUUGGUGAGAUCAAGAACGUUAACGGCGUCGAAACCUACAUUGUCUACCCCCAGGAUAAGAGCACCGAGAAGGUUGUCGUCUUCCUGAGUGAUAUCUUCGGUAUCUAUAUCAACGCCCAGCUCCUCGCGGACGAGUUCGCCGCCAAUGGAUACACUUGCGUCAUCCCCGAUCUUUUCCAGGGAGACCCUAUCAAGCUCAGCGACAUGGAAUCCGGAAAGGCCGACCUCCCCGCCUGGCUCCCCAACCACCAGCCUAGCCACGUCGACCCCGUCGUCGAGUCUACUGUGAAGUACGUCCGUGAGGAAUUGGGCGCUAAGCGUGUCGCGGCUGUUGGAUACUGCUUCGGUGCCAAGUAUGUCUGCCGCCACAUGAAGGACGGUGAGAUCGACGUUGGUUUCAACGCCCACCCUUCCUUCGUCACCCACGAGGAACUCGGUUCCAUCACCGGUCCUCUGUCUAUCGCUGCUUCCGAAAUCGAUACCAUCUUCACUACCCAGCUCCGCCACGAGUCUGAGGAGACCCUGAAGAAGACUGGCCAGCACUGGCAGAUCAACCUGUUCAGCGGUGUUUCCCACGGUUUCGCUGUCCGCGCGGACUUGAGCAACAAGCACUUCAAGUUCGCCAAGGAACAGGCUUUUUUCCAGGCUGUCAACUGGUUCAAACAGUACCUGUGA
Messenger RNA from Aspergillus bombycis, 735 nucleotides. RefSeq names its product dienelactone hydrolase family protein. The record is from RefSeq and is a predicted model, not a curated record. The transcript has 3 exons. NCBI's taxonomy places the organism in Eukaryota, Fungi, Ascomycota, Eurotiomycetes, Eurotiales, Aspergillaceae. Gene Ontology annotation, molecular function: hydrolase activity. The coding region runs from base 1 to 735 and encodes 244 amino acids.